AUGAGGUUAUGGGGCCCAUCAGGUUUCAGACAGACUGCCCAAUUGCUGGAAAAGCUGUUUAGUUUUCUUGCUAGGAAGACUGACUUUUAUACUGGGGGACAAAAGGGAGAGUCGGAGAAGAUGGUUUUGAGUAAGUUCAAGAAAUUUGAGAAGAUGGCAUUAGAGAAACAAGCACAGUUGAAAGCUGAGAGGGAGGAAGAGGAGAGAAGAAGACAAGAAAGAAUAAAGAAGAAAAAAGAAGAAGAAGAAAAAGCCAAGAUCGAGCCAAAAAUUAAAGAACUGACUGAUGAAGAGGCUGAAAAAUUACAAAAGGAAAUAGAACAGAAAAAGUCUGAGCCAGAAGCUAGUCCAGCAGAAAAUGGUACAGGGGACGGAACAAAAGAUAAGGAAGAAGAUAAAAAGUCUGAUGAUGAAGAAGAAGAUGAAGAUGCUAAAGGAAAGCUCAAACCUAACUAUGGUAACGGAGCUGACCUAGAAAAGUACAGCUGGACACAGACACUGGAGGAGUUAGAAGUAAUGAUUCCAUUAAAUGUCAGUUUCCCAGUGAAAAGUAAAGACCUUAUAGUGAAUAUUGAGAAAAAGCAUGUGAAAGUGGCGUUAAAGGGACAUCCAGCAAUAAUAGAUGGUGAACUACAGCAUGACAUCAAGUUAGAGGAAUCAACAUGGACCAUUGAAGACAGGAAGGCUGUGAAACUAUUCUUUGAGAAGGGAGAACCGCUGCCUCUUGCUGACGCUGGGCGUAUUAGUAAUGUCACCGAACAGAGUUUCGCAGUCACGUGGAAGAAUAAUCAGAAUUUAAGUUACGCUCAUUACCAUAUCGUCAUAUCUCCUGUAUCAACAUCUCUUCACGCCAUGUGUGAAACUCUAGAAAAUGGCAACUGUACAUUGCUACGCAAAAAUAACAUAACAUCUCUAGAAUUCGAUGGACUCGAACCAGGAACAAACUAUUCAGUUAUCAUCUACACCUCAGUUCCCGGUUUGAUAAGCGAAGCAGGACCAGAGACUCAUACAUAUACAAGACCGCUGCCUCUUGCUGAUGCUGGACGUAUCGACAAUGUCACCGAACAGUGUUUCGCAGUCACAUGGAGCAAUAAUCAGAAUUUAAGUUACACUCAUUACCAUAUCGUCAUAUCUCCUGUAUCAACAUCUCUUCACGCCAUAUGUGGAACUCUAGAAAAUGGCAACUGUACAUUGCUACGCAAAAAUAACGUUACAUCUCUAGAAUUCAAUGGACUCGAUCCAGGAACAAACUAUUCAGUUAUUAUCUACACCUCUGUUGCCGGUUUGAUAAGUGAAGCAGGACCAGAGACUCAUGCAUAUACGAAACCGCUGCCUCUUGCUGACGCUGGGCGUAUUAGCAAUGUCACCGAGCAGAGUUUCGCAGUCACGUGGAAGAAUAUUCAGAAUUUAAGUUAUGCUCAUUACCAUAUCGUCAUAUCUCCUGUAUCAACAUCUCUUCACGCCAUGUGUGAAACUCUAGAAAAUGGCAACUGUACAUUGCUACGCGAAAAUAACAUAACAUCUCUAGAAUUCGAUGGACUCGAACCAGGAACAAACUAUUCAGUUAUCAUCUACACCUCAGUUCCCGGUUUGAUAAGCGAAGCAGGACGAGAGACUCAUACAUAUACAAGACCGCUGCCUCUUGCUGAUGCUGGACGUAUCGACAAUGUCACCGAACAGAGUUUCGCAGUCACAUGGAAGAAUAAUCAGAAUUUAAGUUAUACUCAUUACCACAUCGUCAUAUCUCCUGUAUCAACAUCUCUUGACGCCCUGUGUGAAACUCUAGAAAACGGCAACUGCACAUUGCUACGCAAAAAUAACGCUACAUUUCUAGAAUUCAAUGGACUCGAUCCAGGAACAAACUAUUCAGUUAUCAUCUACACCUCAGUUCCCGGUUUAAUAAGUGAAGCAGGACCAGAGACUCAUACAUAUACGAAACCGCUGCCUCUUGCUGAGGCUGGACGUAUCGGCAAUGUCACCGAACAGAGUUUCGCAGUCACAUGGAGCAAUAAUCAGAAUUUAAGUUACACUCAUUACCAUAUCGUCAUAUCUCCUGUAUCAACAUCUCUUCACGCCAUAUGUGAAACUCUAGAAAAUGGCAACUGUACAUUGCUACGCAAAAAUAACGUUACAUCUCUAGAAUUCAAUGGACUCGAUCCAGGAACAAACUAUUCAGUUAUCAUCUACACCUCAGUUGCCGGUUUAAUAAGUGAAGAAGGACCAGAGACUCAUACAUAUACGAAACCGCUGCCACUUGCUGACGCUGGACAUAUCGGUAAUGUCACCGAACAGAGUUUCGCAGUCAUAUGGAAGAAUAAUCAGAAUUCAAGCUAUACUCAUUACCAUAUUGUCAUAUCUCCUGUAUCAACAUCUCUUGACGCCAUGUGUGAAACUCUAGAAAAUGGCAACUGUACAUUGCUACGCAAAAAUAACGUUACAUCUCUAGAAUUCAAUGGACUCGAUCCAGGAACAAAAUAUUCAGUUAUCAUCUACACCUCAGUUGCCGGUUUAAUAAGUGAAGAAGGACCAGAGACUCAUACAUAUACGAGACCGAUGCCUCUUGCUGACGCUGGAUGUAUCGUCAAUGUCACCGAACAGAGUUUCGCAGUCACAUGGAAUAUUAAUCAGAAUUUAAGUUUUACUCAUUACCGUAUCGUCAUAUCUCCUGUAUCAACAUCUCUUGACGCCACGUGUGAAACUCUAGAAAAUGGCAACUGUACAUUGCUAAGCAAAGAUAAUGUAACAUCUCUAGAAUUCAAAGGACUCGAUCCAGGAACAAAAUACUCCGUCAUCAUAUACACCUUAAUUGACGGUUUAAUAAGCAAAGCAGGAAAAGAGACUCAUACAUAUACGAAACCGCUGCCUCUUGCUGACGCUGGACGUAUCGGCAAUGUCACCGAACAGAGUUUCGCAGUCACAUGGAAGAAUAAUCAGAAUUUAAGUUAUACUCAUUACCAUAUCGUUAUAUCUCCUGUACCAACAUCUCUUGACGCCAUGUGUGAAACUCUAGAAAAUGGCAACUGUACAUUGCUGCGUAAAAGUAACAUAACAUCUCUAGAAUUCAAAGGAGUCGAUCCAGGAACAAAAUAUUCAGUUAUCAUCUACACCUCAGUUGCCGGGUUAAUAAGUGAAGAAGGACCAGAGACUCAUACAUAUACGAGACCGCUGCCUCUUGCUGAUGCUGGACGUAUCGACAAUGUCACCGAACAGAGUUUCGCAGUCACAUGGAAGAAUAAUCAGAAUUUAAGUUAUACUCAUUACCACAUCGUCAUAUCUCCUGUAUCAACAUCUCUUGACGCCAUGUGUGGAACUCUAGAAAAUGGCAACUGUACAUUGCUACGCAAAAAUAACGUUACAUCUCUAGAAUUCAAUGGACUCGAACCAGGAACAAACUAUUCAGUUAUCAUCUACACCUCAGUUGCCGGUUUAAUAAGUGAAGCAGGACCAGAGAUUCAUACAUAUACGAAACCGCUGCCUCUUGCUGACGCUGGACGUAUCGGCAAUGUCACCGAACAGAGUUUCGCAGUCACAUGGAACAAUAAUCAGAAUUUAAGUUACACUCAUUACCAUAUCGUCAUAUUUCCUGUAUCAGCAUCUCUUGACGCCAUGUGUGAAACUCUAGAAAAUGGCAACUGUACAUUGCUACGCAAAAAUAACGUUACAUUUCUAGAAUUCAAUGGACUCGAUGCAGGAACAAACUAUUCAGUUAUCAUCUACACCUCAGUUGCCGGUUUAAUAAGUGAAGCAGGACCAGAGACUCAUACAUAUACGAAACCGCUGCCUCUUGCUGACACUGGACGAAUCGGCAAUGUCACCGAACAGAGUUUCGCAGUCACAUGGAGCAAUAAUCAGAAUUUAAGUUACACUCAUUACCAUAUCGUCAUAUCUCCUGUAUCAACAUCUCUUCACGCCAUAUGUGAAACUCUAGAAAAUGGCAACUGUACAUUGCUACGCAAAAAUAACGUUACAUCUCUAGAAUUCAAUGGACUCGAUCCAGGAACAAACUAUUCAGUUAUCAUCUACACCUCAGUUGCCGGUUUGAUAAGUGAAGCAGGACCAGAGACUCAUACAUAUACGAAAUCGCUGCCUCUUGCUUACGCUGGACAUAUCGGUAAUGUCACCGAACAGAGUUUCGCAGUCAUAUGGAAGAAUAAUCAGAAUUCAAGCUAUACUCAUUACCAUAUUGUCAUAUCUCCUGUAUCAGCAUCUCUUGACGCCAUGUGUGAAACUCUAGAAAAUGGCAACUGUACAUUGCUACGCAAAAAUAACGUUACAUCUCUAGAAUUCAAAGGACUCGAUCCAGGAACAAAAUACUCCGUCAUCAUAUACACCUUAAUUGACGGUUUAAUAAGCAAAGCAGGAAAAGAGACUCAUACAUAUACGAAACCGCUGCCUCUUGCUGACGCUGGACGUAUCGGCAAUGUCACCGAACAGAGUUUCGCAGUCACAUGGAAGAAUAAUCAGAAUUUAAGUUAUACUCAUUACCAUAUCGUUAUAUCUCCUGUACCAACAUCUCUUGACGCCAUGUGUGAAACUCUAGAAAAUGGCAACUGUACAUUGCUACGUAAAAGUAACAUAACAUCUCUAGAAUUCAAAGGACUCGAUCCAGGAACAAAAUAUUCAGUUAUCAUCUACACCUCAGUUGCCGGGUUAAUAAGCGAAGAAGGACCAGAGACUCAUACAUAUACGAGACCGCUGCCUCUUGCUGAUGCUGGACGUAUCGACAAUGUCACCGAACAGAGUUUCGCAGUCACAUGGAAGAAUAAUCAGAAUUUAAGUUAUACUCAUUACCACAUCGUCAUAUCUCCUGUAUCAACAUCUCUUGACGCCAUGUGUGAAACUCUAGAAAAUGGCAACUGUACAUUGCUACGCAAAAAUAACGUUACAUCUCUAGAAUUCAAUGGACUCGAUCCAGGAACAAACUAUUCAGUUAUCAUCUACACCUCAGUUGUCGGUUUUGUCAGUGAAGCAGGACCAGAGAUUCAUAUAUAUACGAAACCGCUGCCUCUUGCUGACGCUGGACGUAUCGGCAAUGUCACCGAACAGAGUUUCGCAGUCACAUGGAAGAAUAAUCAGAAUUUAAGUUACACUCAUUACCAUAUCGUCAUAUUUCCUGUAUCAGCAUCUCUUGACGCCAUGUGUGAAACUCUAGAAAAUGGCAACUGUACAUUGCUACGCAAAAAUAACGUUACAUUUCUAGAAUUCAAUGGACUCGAUGCAGGAACAAACUAUUCAGUUAUCAUCUACACCUCAGUUGCCGGGUUAAUAAGUGAAGAAGGACCAGAGACUCAUACAUAUACGAGACCGAUGCCUCUUGCUGGACGUAUCGUUAAUGUCACCGAACAGAGUUUCGCAGUCACAUGGACGAAUAAUCAGAAUUUAAGUUAUAACCAUAUCGUCAUAUUUCCUGUAUCAACAUCUCUUGACGCCACGUGUGAAACUCUAGAAAAUGGCAACUGUACAUUGCUACGCAAAGAUAACGUAACAUCUCUAGAAUUCAAAGGACUCGAUCCAGGAACAAAAUACUCAGUUAUCAUCUACACCUCAGUUGCCGGUUUAAUAAGUGAAGAAGGACCAGAGACUCAUACAUACACGAGACCGAUGCCUCUUGCUGACGCCGGACGUAUCAGUAAUGUCACCGAACAGAGUUUCGCUGUCACAUGGAAGAAUAAUCAGAAUUUAAGUUAUACUCAUUACCAUAUUGUUAUAUCUCCUGUAUCAACAUCUCUUGACGCCACGUGUGAAACUCUAGAAAAUGGCAACUGUACAUUGCUACGCAAAAGUAACGUAACAUCUCUAGAAUUCAAAGGACUCGAUCCAGGAACAAAAUAUUCAGUUAUCAUCUUCACCUCAGUUGCCGGUUUAAUAAGUGAAGAAGGACCAGAGACUCAUACAUAUACGAAACCGCUGCCUCUUGCUGACGCUGGAAGUAUUGGCAAUGUCACCGAAAAGAGUUUCACAGUCACAUGGAAGAAUAAUCAGAAUUUAAGUUAUACUCAUUACCAUAUCGUCAUAUCUCCUGUAUCAACAUCUCUUGACGCCACAUGUGAAACUCUAGAAAAUGGCAACUGCACAUUGCUACGCAGAAAUAACGUAACAUCUCUAGAAUUCAAAGGACUCGAUCCAGGAACAAAAUACUCAGUUAUCAUCUAUACCUCAGUUGCCGGUUUAAUAAGUGAAGCAGGACCAAAGUCUCGUACAUACACAAUACCACUUCCUCCAAAGAGAAUUACCAUUCCGGAGGGAGACAUCAGCAACAACAGUUUCAUUGUAAUUUAUGAAGGUCCAAGUUCACAUUUCACACAUUGGAUUUUGCGAAUCUUCGAUACAUCAACGGAUGAACAAAUAUCUAAGACCAAGAUGGUGCUUAAAAAUGUGUCUUCAGUUCCAGUUGAUAACUUACAGCCUGGAACAGAAUAUAGUAUUUUUGUGCAAACGAGUGUUCCGGGAUUCAAUAGCAGCAACAGGACAUUAAAUGCAGUUACAAGACCAAGUGACCUUCAUUUUAUUGAUAUUCCAAAACAGAUGGUGCAUACAACUAAUUUUACAGUCCAAUAUGGAGUUUGGGAUGAUAUGUACGAUUAUUUCCAAUUCACAAUUUGCAAUGUUUCGUGUUUCUCUGAAACUCAGACCAAGGGAAUCCUGAAGAAGACAAUUCACAAUCUUACAGCAGCAACAUUUUACAAAAUAGAAGUGUAUGCUGUAAAAAAUACAAGCAAGAAUGUAUUGAAAAGUAAAAACCCAGGGACAGGGACUUCGUACUCAGCUCCUGAAAGGUCCACUGCAGUUAGAGGCACGGUUGAUUUUAAAAGUGUUACAAUAAAUCUUUCUGGAAACAAUGACUUAAUAUUCGACUAUUACAAAAUUCAGUACAACAAUAAAACUGAGAGAAUAUUGAAUCGCACUGAAGAGAGAGCAGUAUUAUCGGAACUAACGCCAGGCACUCGAUACACUUUUGAGGUUUACACAAUUCUAACUGGAAUUAAGAGUGGCGGGUUUUCUGCAAUAACAACAUUUACACGUCCAGCAGCAGUUGCGAAUGUAUUUAUUGCCGAGACGACUAACGACUCUAUAAAGAUUGAAUGGUUACAGCCUACAGAAGGAGAUGCAGCUAAAUACACUGUCAACUUUGUUUGUAAAAGCCCAAAUGUAAACGCAACACUAAAGGAAAACCAAACUUAUACAGAGACGGCAUUGUGCUCAACCGCAAAAAAUCUAGGUCCCGGAACGAACUGUAGUGUCAGUAUUACAACUAAUAUUGGAGAUCAGGUCGGCAAACCGUUUCCACUUCAGCUUAAUGCGACUUCAAAAGAAACAGCGCCAGAAGAUGUCGAAAUAUCAGACACAAAGACUGAUAAAAGAACAUUAACUGUGUGCUGGAGUAAACCUUUAAAUCCUAAUGGAAUCGUGCGGAAGUACCAAUUUCUUGUUGUUGAUACGUUCAUGCCUGUGCACUGCCUGAAAGCAAAGUAUACAUAUUUAUGCAAACAUGAUGCGUGCAAAGAUGUCGAUAACUACGAAUGCCAGGAAGUUGGAUUUACAGAACCUACUUGGUGUCAAGGCACUCACCAGAAUAAAAUCAUGACAAUAACAGAUGGAAGCAUACCGUUUGAACAAAAGGUGGAAGACUUGCACCCGUACAGAUAUUACAAUGUUACAGUUCGGGCGUAUACCAAAUGUUGGGGAACAUACACAUGGCAGCAACUAAAGACCAAAACUGGUGUUCCGGAAGCGCCACCGUCUAUAGAAAAUAUGAAUUCCACCGAAGACGAAAUCAUUAUAAAACUGAAACCGCCAAAGGAAGAGGACGCAAAUGGGGAAAUCAAAGAAUAUACAAUUAAAUAUGCAUGGAAAAAUAAAACCUGUUGGAAUUCUGAAGACGGCGAAAUAGUUGAGCAGAGUAUCUCUUACAAUAAAAGUGAUCUGUCAUAUCGCUUGUCGCAUUUACGUCCUUACUGGUAUUACAAUAUAACUAUGGGUGCAUCUACAUCUGAGGGAGCGGGACCCUUUGGUUGGUGCGACGGUUGCUAUCUGAGGACAAAAGAAUCAACGCCUGGUGAUAUCGAAAAUUUAGCUGUGCAAACAUCUGCUGAGACGGCGGAGUUGGACUGGUCACCUCCAUGCCGAACAAACGGCAUUCUAACAAAAUACACAAUGAAUAUUCGAAAUGUAGACACAAACGUAAACUGGACGAAUGAAACCAGUUCAAAUGAGACACAUCACACGAUAAGAAAUAUUUUACCAUAUAGCAACUAUACUAUUAUGAUUGCUGCAAACACCAAAGAGGGUCCUGGGAAAUUUGCACAAGAAACAAGUCUGCGGACAAAUAUUGCUAAGCCGAGGAUGCCGACAGACCCAAAAGCCAUUACAAAGAGUGCAACGAGUCUUAACGUUUCUUGGAAAACACCAAACCUAUACACUGGUCCUACAAAAUACACUGUUACAGUCAUGGAUUUAAAAAACACUAGUAUAAAGAUACAGCCUUGCGAAACAGGGAUUGAUUUCAAAGCUACUGAAUGCAUAGUGUCAGGUCUAGAUGAGUAUUGGAAUUAUAAUAUUACAGUGAUUGCAACCACUGACGCCGGCAACACAUCUUCUAUAUCAGUAACAGGACAGACUGCUGAAGCUCGGCCGGGGAAGAUUCGCCGUUUGAGUCUAAAAUCAGAGGACGACGUUACUAAAGAUAGAUCUGUAGAGGUAACAUGGACUCCACCAAAAGACAGGGAUAAGAAUGGAAUCAUCCAGAGAUAUCAUAUCGAAUUCAAAGACAAUGAUGGUAAAACUGUCAGUUUUGGCACAAAAGACAGUAUUACGACUUACUAUUUUUAUCAAGGCAUGUUUCCUGGUGUGUACUCUGUCAAGGUGUUUGCUGCUACGGCUGUCGGAAAUGGCACGAUGGAAACACAAUCGAUAACUGUUAGUCCAGGUGCCCCGUUGAAACUUAUCGAAGAAACAGCAGAUAGUUUAUUGAUGCAGCCAAGUAAGGCCAAGCUUUUGGAUCAUGAGAGACAGAUAGCCGUGAAACUUCCAUUGAAAGACCUCCUAUGUAAUAUACGUAAUGGUCAGUUGAAACGAUGGGGUGUAGUUGUUGCCCAGGAAAACCAAGCAACAGACACAAGUUUCACAGGAAACACAACGGAUUUCAACAAGAAAGUGAAAGAGAAGUAUAAAAGCUGGUUUCAAGUUAAAGACAUGGAUCCUAUUCCACCUUACAUAGCUACACCAGAAAAUUGGACAGUGCAGUGUCCUACUGUUUACGGUAGUAAACGAAGAAAACGAGCUGCAACAAUAGCAACGCCUGGGCACGUGUACGAAGAUUUUAUUGUGGGAGUAGACGGGGAGUGUUCCGGCAAACAAAAUAACAAAUAUUGUAAUGGAGAAUUACAACCAGGACGUAGUUACAGGGUGAAAACAUUCGUUUGCACAGCCGGAGGCUGCACCGAGACAGAAUAUUCAAAGGCAAUAUCAACGGCUCCAGACCUUACGAUACCAAUUGUAGCUGGUAUAUCAUCAGCAUUAGCAGUCAUAGCCGUUGUUGGUGUCGUUGUUGUCGUCCUGAGAAGGAAACAGCUUGUUUGUUUUGCCAAAGAUGACGAAAGACUGCGUACACAUACACCAGGCGAAGGUAUUCAUAUGGGCAAAAUAGAACCCACGAGAAAGAAUGCUUUCAGACAAGGGCCGAUCAAGCUAAGUGAUUUUCCAGAUGCUGUGGAAAAAAUGCACACAGAUUCGGAUCUGCGUUUCGCAGAUGCAUAUAAGUUACUGAAAGAAAAAAGUCCUAAUCACCCAAUGACGGCAGCUGAGCAGCAGAGUUGCAGACUUAAAAACAGAUAUACAAAUAUUCUUCCUUUUGAUCACUCCAGAGUAAAACUACGACCAUCUGAUGACAUAGAAGGAUCUGACUACAUCAACGCAAACUACAUUCCUGGAUAUACUUCUCGAAGAGAAUAUAUUGCAACCCAAGGUGUUAUGCAAGCAACUGUCGAUGAUUUCUGGCGAAUGAUAUGGGAGCAAAACGUAGAUACAAUUGUAAUGUUGACAAAGCUUAUGGAAAAAAGACGGCAUAAGUGUGAUAAGUACUGGCCAGACCUUGGGGAACCAGCGUUCUACGGUGAUUUGGUUGUGUCUCUGCAAUCAGAAUCUAAUCUGUCAGACUACACAAUUAAGAUAUUUGAAGUAAAAAUGAGAGAGCAACGGAAAAUGGUCAGGCAUUUUAGUUACCUAAAAUGGCCGGAUAUGGGUUGUCUCGAAACUCCAGAAUUAUUACUUGAAUUUGUAAAAGCUGUGCGGCAGUACACAACUCGGAAAAAGAGAACAACAUCGGGGCCGACGGUAGUGCACUGCAGUGCCGGUGUAGGACGUACUGGGACAUUUAUAGCUGUUGAUUACUUGUUACAACAUAUUAGAGAUCACGACGAGGUUGACAUAUUUAGUCUUGUCCUAGAAAUGAGGAACCAUAGACUCAAUAUGGUACAAACAGAGGAUCAGUAUGUUUACAUCCAUGAGUGCCUGAAAUCGUUCAUUACAACUGAUGAAGAGGAAGAAGAUGAGAAUGAAGAUGAACAUGUAUACGUGAAUACAUCAUUCGGAGCGCAAGAGGAAAAUAUCUACGAAAAUUCAGGAUAUCAGAAGGAUUGAGGAACAUAAAAAGGACAGGUUAUUCAACAGGAUACGCUGUAUACAUGUGUGCUAUAUUAUUUUAUGUGAAAUAUAUAUUUGACAGACAUCACAGUCUGUAUUGCCUUAUUUGACACUAUAAUUAUUGUGCGAUAGAGAGCUUAUAGGGACCUGAUAGAGUAACCUAUAUACAGUUCACAUGUAUUCUUCUAUAGAUCCAUCCUGAUCAGUUACAUAAAUAUGUCAUUGUGUAAUGACCAUGUUCUCAUCAAUCAAAGUCGUACAUCAUAUUAUCUUGACUUGCAUCUAAAUUGUUUUUCACUGAUAUCUUGAAUUUUAGAAUCUAUUCACGUUCAAAUACCGACUACAUUUUCAUGGUAUACAUUUUUUGUAAUAUAUUUUUAUUUCCAAUACAUACAGCACAUUUACAACAAAUACAUUUGUGACAGUUUAUUUCUUUUCAAUAUUGAUAAACAAAGUAUUUUCUUAAUUAAUCUUCAAUAUUCAUUUUAUUUUUAUUAUAUAUGUCUAUAUUAUUGGAAAAAUGUGAUAAAAAAAGAAAGGUAAAAAAAAACAACAAUAAAUUAAAGGAGAGAAAGGAAUAGAAUGAAAAAUAAAGAAAAUCAAGAUUUGGAUGUUCUGAUAGAAUAUAUAUACUGUUAUUGAUGGAAAAAUGCAUUUUUUAACUCAUACAAAAUGUUAAGACAGCUCAUAUUAUUUCUCCAAUACUAUCAAAAACUGACCAUUUUUGCCUGUGUUGUUCUAUUUUGUUAUGUAUUGUGGCUAUUUCCUGCUCUAUUUUAAUCCGUAGUUUCAAAUAUAAAAUAAAAUUGUCAAAAACAGGUAAAAGUUUUCUAUUUUUCACCUGAAAAAUAUAGGAUUUCAUUAAAAAGAUCAAAAAGUUUAAUACAUUUCUAUUUUGUCCGCUUUCUAAAAUGACCAAAACUGAUUAUUUCUCGAUUAAAGUAUGCUGAGAUGUUUAAGGCACUUAGGAAAUCAGUUAAUCUAUUCCACAUAUGUUGAGCAUAUUGGCAUUCCCAAAAUAAAUGCUCUUGACUUUCUACAUACAUGUUACAAAAAUCGCAUAGACUUGAAUUGCUUAAUUUUACCUUUAAUAGAUACGUAUUAGUGGAAAUAAGACGGUGAAUAUAUUUGUAUUGAAAACUUCUCAGUUUUGAGUCUAUAGUUGAUUUGAAUACUUGUCUGUAUAUAUUUUUCCAUUUUAUUUCUUCUUUAUCUAAAAAUUCUUCCCAUUUGGCUUCAUUUUUUAAUUUUUGUUUUCCUUUUCUCUUCAUUUGCAUUUCAUACAAAAACUUAUUUGGUGCUUUUGUUUUAGACAGUGCUGUAAGUAAAGAUUCAUUUCUAUCAUAUACUAUGUUACUCUCUUUCAUCUUUACCUUUAUAUUUUGUGGUAUGCAUUUAACUAGCUGAUGAUACUUUAAAUAAUCUAUAUUUUC
Messenger RNA from Mercenaria mercenaria, 12074 nucleotides. Its product is annotated as receptor-type tyrosine-protein phosphatase beta-like. Lineage: Eukaryota; Metazoa; Mollusca; Bivalvia; Venerida; Veneridae. Gene Ontology annotation, biological process: protein dephosphorylation. The transcript is spliced from 54 exons. The record is from RefSeq and is a predicted model, not a curated record. Bases 1 to 10638 code for a protein of 3545 amino acids. Gene Ontology annotation, molecular function: protein tyrosine phosphatase activity; protein binding.